Molecule: messenger RNA, 1525 nt
Organism: Rhagoletis zephyria (snowberry fruit fly)
Lineage: Eukaryota; Metazoa; Arthropoda; Insecta; Diptera; Tephritidae
Gene: Bap55
Product: Brahma associated protein 55kD
Source: RefSeq, a predicted model, not a curated record
ACGGUCAGUGUCAAAAGUGUAUGCCAAAUGUCACAAACAGCAAGACGCCAAAUAAAAACCAAGCCGAUUUUAGUAAACGCCGGGAUUGUGUGAAAAAAUUCCAAAUAUUGUGGAAAAAAGUGAGAAACAUUAAAAUAUUUCAAAAUGAGCGCUGGAAAUAUGUUGUAUGGCGGUGAUGAAAUUGGCGCCCUUGUUUUCGACCCGGGUCAUCAUUCAUUGCGCGUGGGUUACGCACAAGAGGAUACGCCGAAAGCAGAGAUUCCAUCUGUGGUUGGGGUUGCACCUUCCGCACCAGACACAAACAUGGAUAUAGAAACAAAAACUGACAACAGUAUAACACAAAAUAAUGCAGAUACUCGCAAAUACUAUGUGGACACCACAUAUGUAAAUGUACCGCGCACACAAAUGGAAAUACAAACGUAUAUGAAAGAUGGCAUGAUAGAUAACUGGGAUUUAUUCGAAAAAGUAAUUGACUACACUUAUGCCAAGGUCAUACAAUCGGAACCUGAAUACCAUCCUGUGUUGUUUUCGGAGGCCUCGUGGAAUGUACGCAACAAUCGCGAGAAAUUGACAGAACUCAUGUUCGAAAAAUACAAUGUACCCGCUUUCUAUUUGGUCAAAAAUGCUGUGUUGGCAGCAUUCUCGAGUGGUCGUGCAACCGCAUUGGUUGUAGAUAGUGGCGCAACGCACACUUCCGCUGUACCCGUGCACGAAGGCUAUGUUCUUUCACAAGCAGUGGUGAAAUCUCCCCUAGGCGGGGACUACUUAUCGAUGCAAUGCCGGCAACACCUUGAAAAACAGGGUAUCGAUUUAUCACCCGCAUACAAAGUCGCAUCCAAAGAUUUGGUAAAAGAACGCGAUGCUGCCCGCUUCACGCUGCGUAAACUACCCGAAAAUCUAACGCAAUCCUGGCAAAAUUAUAUGCUUAAAUCACUAUUACAAGAUUUCCAAAUGAAUAUAUUACAAGUGUUGGAGAAUCCAUAUGAUGAGCGUGUGGCUGCGCAAAUACCCAGCGUACAUUAUGAAUUUCCCAAUGGCUACCAUCAGGAGUUCGGUUCAGAGCGGUUUAAAUUGGCAGAAAGUUUAUUUGAUCAUGCCAUGCUUGGCGCGGGACAAUUAGCUUCAACAAGUGUGGGCAUGUGUGACGCAGAUGUUCGAUUAUCACUUUUCGGAUCUGUUGUUGUAACUGGUGGUAAUACGCUGUUGCAAGGAUUCCCCGAGCGUCUCAACCGAGACUUGCAACUGCGGGCACCAUCGAAUACACGUUUGAAAAUGAUUUCGGCAAAUGGUAGUGUAGAACGCCGCUUUGGUGCAUGGAUCGGAGGUUCGAUUUUAGCCAGUAUCGGCACAUUCCAGCAAAUGUGGAUUUCCUCGCAGGAGUAUGAAGAGUCCGGUAAAGGUCAAGUAGAACGAAAAUGUCCAUAAGCAACCUCAUUAUUUUGGGGCAAAAAGGUACGAUAUUAGAUCGACACAUAUUUUAAAAAAAAAAAACUUAAAAUUAUGUCAUAAAUUAAAAGGAAAAUAA